Molecule: messenger RNA, 1069 nt
Organism: Eruca vesicaria subsp. sativa (arugula)
Lineage: Eukaryota; Viridiplantae; Streptophyta; Magnoliopsida; Brassicales; Brassicaceae
Source: the annotation of a GenBank genome assembly
CAACUCAUCCUUUCUCUAUCUACACUUAACUAAAAAAAUCAAUUUCUCACUCUAUCUCUCUCUUCAGAAAACCACAUAAAAAGGGUAGAAAGUGCAUAUAUUUUUGCUCAAGCAUCUCUUUUGUGGGUCUCUUCUGUGUGUAUCAAUGGAUGAGAAAGGAAGAAGUUUCAAGAACAACAACAUGGGAGACGAAAUGGAACUGAAGAGAGGUCCAUGGACUGCAGAAGAAGAUCUUAAGCUCACCAAUUACAUUGCUACUCAUGGAGAAGGUCGAUGGAACUCUCUUUCUCGUUGUGCAGGACUCCAACGCACCGGUAAAAGCUGUAGACUACGGUGGCUUAACUAUCUCCGCCCUGACGUACGCCGUGGAAACAUAACCCUAGAGGAACAAAUUCUGAUCCUCGAACUUCAUUCCCGUUGGGGCAAUCGAUGGUCAAAAAUCGCACAAUAUCUACCAGGAAGAACAGAUAAUGAGAUCAAGAACUACUGGAGAACACGAGUGCAAAAACAUGCAAAGCAGCUUAAAUGCGAUGUCAACAGCCAACAAUUCAAAGACACAAUGAAGUAUCUAUGGAUGCCUCGGCUUGUCGAGAGGAUCCAAUCCACGUCGGCCGCAUCAGUAACCACGACCACAGGAUCAGCCACCACGUCAUCUUGCAUCACAACCCCUAACAAUCAAUUCAUGACAUAUGAUUACAACAGUAUGGGACAACGACAUGAUGCAACGCCCGAAAACUCCAGCGUUGCAGUGUCUCGGGUGUCAGACUUGACGGAGUACUACAUCACUCCGAACCCGAACCCGGAAUACUAUUCGGGUCAAGGGGAGAAUAGUUAUUACCCGGAUAAGAAUUUGGUAGGUCCAGAAAUGUUACUGGAUAAUUAUUCUGAUUAUGCUGGAUUACUAGAAGAACAUUUAACAGCUAUGCAGGAGAGUAACCUCGACUGGUUUGAAAAUAUCGAUGGGACUGUUUCUUCUUCUUCAGACACUUUAUGGAACAUCGGAGAAAGUGAUGAAGACUUAUGGUUUUGUCAGCAGCAACAACAGCUCAACAACAACGACAACUUCUGA